CCUCGGCAACCAGACGGCAGUAGUCCUCGCGGCGCGCACACACGGACGGCGAUAUACAUGGCCGAGACAGCGGCUGCUGCUGCUGCUGCUGCUGCUGCUGCUGCUCUCAGCUGCGCCUGCUCGCGCUCAGUCAAUCCGGCAUCAGCAGCAUAUAAGAACGAAAUACCCGCAAGGAUGCCGCAGCCGCCGGCAGCAGUAACGCGCCUCUAGACCCCCUUUUCUCCGCCGUGUUAUAUACUCUCUUCUGUAUCAUCGAGGACGUAUAACAGUGAGAGAAUCAGAGAAGUGCCGUGUGUGUUGUGCGCGUUGUUGUAUCAGCAGCGAGAGGCGACGACGGUUUGUUGACGACCAGGAGGAGACCAGGGCGACGGUGCAGAAUGCUGUCGCAGAUGAAGAGCAUAACGGUGGGCAAGCUCGAGGGCAACAAGCGCUCGAAGCAGCUGAUGUCAUCGUCCAGCCUCUCCGGCAUGUCGCAACUGUCCAACAGCAGCGAGGAGGCUUUCGAGCCGCUUGUUCACAAACCGCACAAUUCGGAUAAAUCGGAAAGCACACCGAAGGACCGAAAGGCGCAGCCGAGCGACUGGCUGCUGAGCAGCCCGAACGGCAGCAAGACGCCGAUGUUGCGGUUCAGAUGUUCAGCGCUGGCAGAGCCUCCGGAAGAGCCGCCGGCCAAGCAGCUGCACAUGACGUACAAAAUCUUCCAGACGGACACGAAGCUGAUCAACGUCCUGCUGCAGUCGCACGGCCUAACGGAGGUUUCCAUGAACGAGAGCACCUUCAACAUCCUGUGGAUGGGCAACCAUCCAAAGCCCGAUGUUCUCCGUAAUCUGCUGCCUUAUCAAAAGGUUAACCACUUUCCGAGAUCGUACGAGAUAACGCGCAAGGACCGGCUGUACAAGAACAUCGAGGCGAUGCAGCGUAGCAAGGGUGUGCGCAAUCUCGACUUCAUACCGCAGACCUUCUUGCUGCCGAACGAGUCGCGAGAGCUGCAGACGGCGCACUUCAGGUACCGCGGACCCUGGAUCGUCAAGCCCAAGGCUAGCUCGCGCGGACGAGGCAUUUACAUCGUCAACAGUCCGGAGAAAAUCCUGACGGACGAGUCGGUCAUCGUCGCCCAGUACAUCAACAACCCUCUGCUGGUCGACGGGCACAAAUGCGACCUGCGGCUCUACGUGGCGGUGACGAACUACGACCCGCUGCUGAUCUAUCUCUACGAGGAGGGUCUGGUGCGAUUCGCCACAGUCAAGUACGACGGGGACAAUCAGUACGUCUGGAACCCGUGUAUGCACCUCUGCAACUACAGCAUCAACAAGUUCCACGUGGACUACGUCAAAAGCGAAGAUCCCGACGCGGAAGACGUCGGCCACAAGUGGACCCUGUCGGCUUUGCUGAGGCAUCUCCGAUCGAUCGGUCAGGACACCGAGCUGCUGAUGCAGCGGAUCGAAGACAUCAUUAUAAAAUCAAUUCUCGCCACCGCAUCCGGAAUAAUAAGCGGCAUCAAGCAGUUCGUUAAGCAUCCCGACACUUGUUUCGAGCUCUUCGGCUUCGACAUCCUCAUCGACGACACGUUGAAGCCCUGGCUACUGGAGGUGAAUCUGACGCCGUCCCUCGGCUGCGACUCUCCUCUGGACGUGAGAUUGAAGUCUGCCCUCAUAGCCGACUUGUUGACUCUCGUGGGCGUCCCGGCCGUCGAUCCCAUUCUCCGGCCGAAGAGCUCGCACCCUCACAGAUCCGUCAAUCCCGCCAAGCGAAUGACCAGUUGCAGAAGAGUCCACUCGGCGGAGACGCUAAAUCAGAAGAAGAAGACUGCCAGUAAAACCAGUAUUAAUAAGUCCGGCCUCAGCUCCGAGCAGCAGAGAAUAUUAGCAUCCGCCAGGGCGCAAUUCGAGCGCCGAGGUGGAUUCGUGCUCAUAUUUCCUAGUCCCAAGUCGUGGGAGUUGUAUUCUCAGUAUUUAGAUCCAUCAACUGGCAUUCCAGUCGUGACGGAUCCUCUGGGGCCCGGAAGAGUCCAGCACACGUCGAGUACCAAUCACAACUUGAUGCUGCACGAGCAACUGUUUCCGGCAGCUAGUCGCACGCCGGGUUUCAUAAUUCCUGAAGUCAAGCUGGAUCGAUUGUCGAGGUUCGAAAGGUACGAGAGGGCUUUGGUCAAGGGCCACAAGCAGAGUUUGGAUCGGAACGAUAGCAAGGAAAAUUUGGAUAUCGAUACGCACAAGUACAAAGCUCAAGUCAUGCAGAUGAUGCACGAAGGGAAUAAAUUGAGUCACGGAGAAGCCAGGAAAGCCUUCGGUUUGUAUUUAGGUCACAUUCUGCGUAAAAUAUCGUCGCAAAAUCCCGAUCCCGUUUGUUGCGAUCUCGUGACCAAGUUUCUGCAACAAUCCGCUAGUAACUUAAGGACACCCUUCUUGUUCACCUUGCCAAGUAGUAAAUUGGGAGAUAAGGAUAGAGCCGCAAUAACAGCCAAGCAAUUGUCCGAUUUUCUAUCACUUUACAAUAGAGAGACCGACCUCUACGCCGAUACGGUCGAUAGACCAAGAACCGUGCCGAACAGACUUUUCCAAAAAUUCCUCUUAGCUGCCAGUGAGGAAGACCUCGAUAGCGUACUGUUACUGCAAACCAACCUCUACAACUGCGCCCACACGUUUCUGGGGCGCAGCGGCUUUGUCAGUAGUCUUCGAGGGUCUAAUCUUUUAAGCCUCCUGCCACAUAUCACCUCGAGGGUACACAAUAAUGCAAAUAUCACGGAGCAAUGCAAAUGCAACCAGUCAAACAACCGAACGAGAAAGGCGCCUAGAACAUAGUUCGAGUACUUUCAAGUCAUUGUUUACUUCUGAAUUCGUCGAUUUUGGCCAAAUGAUAAAAAAUUUUAACUUACUAACGUAAUAGCGCACUGCGCCGGAUUAGUUUUUGUUGUACAAUAAACUUGUUCACGCUGUGCGUACUGAAGUACAAUGUUGCGCUAGCAGUUUCAAGAAUUAGCGGGCUAUACGAGCCCUCUCGAAAACUUACUCUUUCGAAUUCUUAUUACGCGACGUGCGAAUUUUCGUUAGACAAAAAUUUACUUGGUUAUGAGUUUUUAAGCGAAAAAAUUUUGCGUACUAUUUGUUGUCGUUGGUGUUUUUAAGAUGUUCUAAUAUAUUCAUAAGCAAAUUCUAAAUUUUAGCGUAACCAAACGGUGCUUGCUUCAACUUAUUCCUUUAAAUUUAGCGCGGUACUCAAGAAGCAGACAAAAAAAUUAUAUUUUUAUUUAGGCAUUGUUGAUUGUUUUCAAUUUUUUCUUAAAUGUCUACGAAUUUAUCGUAUUCGUUACAGCAUUCAAUAACGUUCCUACUUGCAAUCUUCUUCCGCUUGAACUUGGCAUACAUACGUAAAACGAAUCUUAUUAAUAUCAGGUUGUAUCAGAUAGUAGAACUUUAAAAGACGUUUCUACACUAUGUAAAAGUCUCUUCUAAACAUUUGAUAAACUAACGUUUGCGAAACAAUCUCUAGUACAUUUCGAAACUGCGUAAUGAAAUCGUUGUAAUUAUUCAAGUAACAAAAAUUAAUGAUAACGUAGAGGACAAUUAUACUGGCUCAGGUAACUUGAUCGAUCUCAUCGAUGUCGAACAAGCCAAGGUAGAGUAAGAAAAUAAGCGAGGUCUUUUAUCGCAUUUUAAGACGUGAAGUCAAGGAUCUAAAAUUUAAUAUAAAUCGCUUUUUACCGAUACACUUAUAUAUAGUGCACCACACACGACUUUUCACGCUUUUUGAACUUAGAAAAAAGAAAAGGAAAUCCGUAAGCGAGCUCUUUUCUUUGCAACGCGGCUCAUAAAAUAACGCACAUCUGAUAGCUGGAUUGGCAGGUACCAAUUCAGCCAAGUUGAGAUUCCAGAACGAAAAUCACCUCCAUCCAGUUCAUUCCGUCUAGAUUUUCAUUCGCGCAUCCUCGGCCGACAACUCUAAUUAACGACAUUAAAAACUUUUAUAAGAUCGUUGAUUAGUUUAGCCAGGUCCGAGCAGUAUUUUUGAAACGAGCGAUCAUUCACCGCGUCGAUUAGCGAACGCUGCCGCACAACGGCACCAUGUGUACCACACCGCUUCUUAUGCCGUACCGAUUCAUUGAAUUAUCGCGUUCUGUGAUAUUAAAUACGUCGUUUGCACGUGAAUGUAUAAGCUCGCUACUCGGCCAAUGUACAACGUACGUUUAAUUUCUUGUAUAGCACGCACAUCUGUUUUGUAAUUUUAAAUCUCUACUGUUCAGAAGUGAAGUAUUUUGCGCACGGAGCUUUCAAGCUUGUAAUAUCGUAACUAGAGAUAACAUCGUGAGUAUAAAAUAUCAUUAUAAUCUUUUUACAACGAACACGCUUAAACGUAGAAGUAACGAAAGAAUUGAAGGAAAAUAAGUGACGAUCAAUAAAAGUUAAACAAAUUGUCUUAUACACUUUUAUUUUAUACGAGUUAAUAAGUACUUAAACGUUUGAAUAACUCUGAUGCUUCCAAGUUUGAAUCUUGAAAGCCGGAGAAACGCUUAUCGAGCUAGAGAAGGCGUUGAAUCGACUUUUACUAUAAGAAACCAGUGAAAUUGGCUUAAUGCUUAGCUUGGUCUAGAAAUCGCGCGCGCACCCGAAUAGGCGUUUAAUAGCAUUUUUCACGAGUACCUCGCAACGGAGUGCAAUAAUUUAAAUACAAGAUGUCAAACUCUUGAAAAGUUUCGAUGGCGUUAUAACGCCGCGAGGAGGGCCUGAAUGCGUAUAUAGUAUAUACGUAAUAUGCAUGUACGAGUAUUAAUGCCUGCGAAUGUAUGUCUAAUAAAAAAAGAAGGUGAAAGAGCCCGUGGUCAUUUUUCACGUGUAAGGAUAUUUUGUAUAAAUUGUAUGUGAUCGAUGAGCACUGAUUAUUGUCCGGAUAUUGUGUACCGCCGUUAUGAACGCUGCGAAUUGUUUGCGUUUUGUUUUUCUUUGUUUUUUAACCGAAGUGACGAGGAGCGAGACUGCACGAUAUAGGGCUUGUUCUAAUUCUUCGUCUAGUUAACUUAUUUAUUAUUGUAUGGCAAAGUAAUAUAUGUGCUGUUUGCGUUUCGUCGUCAAAUCGCAAGAUAUUUUUUAUAUUCAUUAACAAGGAAACAUUAUUGCUCUUAAUAUUAACUAUUGUAUUCAUAGUUUGCUCGCACGAGGAAGUUUUUUUAACGCUGUAUGUCUUUGUUGUGAUCUUCGGGAGAGAAGCCGAAGAGGUGUCUAUUAGGUUAAUCGCGUACACGUUUAAAGUUCUACGAAAUGCUUGAUCGACUAUAAAGAGAUCAUUUUUUACGAUGGGUAUCAUGAAAAAUCAAGUUGUGUCGAAAUGUUCGUUGAGGCUUCAACGGAGAUGGUGUUUUUUUAAACUGCCGCCUACCGUCGACGUGUAUAUUAUACAAUAACGCUCUCAUACUCUGUAACGAUGCAUUUCCCUUAUUUAUUCUGUCUCCUCGGAAUCUACUCUUCGCGUAGUGAGAGAUAAUGAGUGAGAGAGUCUCGAGAACUGCCUUUGCGAGAACCAGUUGAUCUGCAAACAUUAUACGCUUCGAUUGCGUAACUCAGUGUUCAUUUAAUUUUACUAGCGAUGCUGCUGAUCAACCAAUUAAUUAUCCCGCAUCUCGUCGUUAACGAUAAAAAUCGCCAGCUCAGUGCUCAAUACGUUCAUAUCAAGGCUCAUUAAUUUUUGCGAUCUGGCGCUGAGAAACUCGCCGUUUCGUUCGAAUCCAAUAAGCAAUGGCAUGUGAUUGAGAUUAACGGUGAACAAAUUAAAAGUAAGAGGAGACAAAAUGGUGCUGAACGAUGAGAAGGCAAAGAUCGUCGACGUUGUGGAUAAAAUUAGUAAGCUUGAAUGGAAAAAUGCGUAUAUCGAAUACAUAUACCUCAGCACAGGCGGCCUACUCAGGGCAGCUGUACAGCAAGCGGGGCGACGAUUAUUUCCAUUUUACCUGUGAUCUUUUGAAGAUGUGAAAGAAAAAAAAUAAGAAUUUUUGCUAGUCAACGUUCGAGGAAUAUUGUACAGUCUUGCGAAUGUAAUAGAAGCGCCGACGUUCGCAGUUUACGAGUCACCAAUGAUGGCAAUCAGCGCGCCUAAUGUUUUAAUUUAGGCUACGCGUUAUUAUCCAAGUUGAACUAUAGAGCGUUUUGCGAUAUUUGCCUACGAUGAAGAAUCCAGUUGCAAUCGUUACCGAAUCGUAGUAUAACUAUUUUAAUUAUGCGCAUCUUUUUUGAAAUCGUGUGUUCUCGUUAUUACGAUCGAUUUAUAUUUGUCGUUGUGACUGGAUUUUUCGCUCAGUGUCCUUAGGAUCUAUUAUAAGCAUUGAUUGUCAGCGCCUAAUAUUAAAACAUAUUUUCCCAAUGUAAUAUACAUAACUUGUAUGCAUCAUAUUUUAAACGAUGAAAAUAAAUUGAGCGAGCAGAAAAGACUCAAA
Messenger RNA from Nasonia vitripennis (jewel wasp), 6421 nucleotides. It is a transcript of the gene TTLL5, whose product is annotated as tubulin polyglutamylase TTLL5. The transcript is spliced from 15 exons. Gene Ontology annotation, biological process: protein polyglutamylation; microtubule cytoskeleton organization. Gene Ontology annotation, molecular function: tubulin-glutamic acid ligase activity; tubulin binding. NCBI's taxonomy places the organism in Eukaryota, Metazoa, Arthropoda, Insecta, Hymenoptera, Pteromalidae. Gene Ontology annotation, cellular component: cilium. The record is from RefSeq and is a predicted model, not a curated record. Bases 378 to 2801 code for a protein of 807 amino acids.